AAAAGUGCGCGUCGUGUUGUUACAAAAAAAAGGUAAUGUUGUUGUAAUGCGGUUUUAUUUUUAAAUUUUAUUUACCAUUGACAAAUAUUUACGCGUUCCUUGUAAUGAAAAAUAAAUUAAUAAAAGUUAAUAAUAAUAAAAAAAGAAAAAAAAACAAGAAUUGUUGUGCAAUUGUAACUUCGAGAAUUUCUUCUUCGAUCGAAGAAGGUGAGGAAAUAAGUCAAAGCGUGCACGUAGAAGUAAGGGAAAGGAGGAAUCGAGGUAAGAACGUUUUGGCAUAGGGUGUUUUCCGCCACGGUGGUGGUAAUAUGCGCCGACUUUGGGGUGGGGGCUUCUUUCGAAGGCUUAAAAGGCCUACCAACGUCCUUGCAACACGCAGUCUACGAAUCAGAGCUAAUACCGUGCCGACUCUGACUUCUUCCUAUGUUAAAGGAAAAAUUCCUGUGAAAGCUUUUCCAUCAUAUUUACGUUUCCUGAAAAAUAGUGGAACACGCCAAAGGAAAAAGUUUUGUCGUAUGAGAGAGUUUGUUCUCCUCGUCGAUAAAGAAAAUUUUCACGACAAAAAUAUAUACUUUGAUAGCUAUAUUAUAUAAAGGGAGAAAACGAAAGGAAAGAAAAAAAAAAAUAAUAAAUUGACAAAUAAAAAAUAUAUCAAAAAACAAGUGAUUUUUCUUUUUUUUUUUUUUUAACUUUCUUUCACAUUCCACAUUGUUUUCCAUUUGAGCCAAUUAAAAGAUUUAUCUGUUGUCGCGCAAAGUGUUAUAUUGUAUCUUUAACGUGGUAGAAAGUGAUAAUUAAAAGAUAAUUCGAAGAAAAAACAAACAAACAAAAGAAAAGAAAACGGGGGAACUGUUUUAUAUUUUUUGGAGAAGAAAAAUAUUUAUUUCUAAUUAAUAAAAUAUGAAGGAGAAGACGAGUUUUUGGAUUUGUUCGUUGGGUCUUAUCGUUAUUUUCGCUAUUUUACCAUCCAUGAGUCAUGCGCUGACAACUUUUGGAAAGACUAAUCCACAAAAUCAAAAUCAAAAUCCACCGCCGCCUCCUACUCCGGUUGGAAAAGCGCGAGAAUGUAGAAUGGAAUCGGACUGUGCUGGAAUUCAAAACACUACGUGCUUGGCCGAUCAACGGGAUGGAAGGACUCGUUGUCUUUGUGGUGAUUAUAAUGCACCAGUAAACGGUGCUUGCACCAACAAAUACAAAGCUAUCAGAGCACCGUGCAACGAUGAUAGCGAAUGCAUCGAAGGUGCGCAUUGUAUUGUUAAAUUAAAUAACACUACUUCCGGGAAACGCUGUUAUUGUCGCGAGGGAUACGUCGAGGAUAAUUUGAUGUGCAGCGGUAGUUCAUCAAUCCUCACUAAUAUUUCCUGGAUACUGUUCCCGGUAUUAACGGUCUUCUUAGGAAGGAUUAAUUACUUAUAAAUCCUCCAAUAUAUUUCAAUGAAAUAUCUCUUUUUGAAAAUGUCAUUAUUUCAACAAAUCUUUAUUAUCCUUAUGUACAAUGAACCCUUGUAUGACUAUUAAUAAUUUCGAUAGCGACGAACUUAGUGAUCAGACGAAUUUUAUCUUUUUUCUUUUUUCUUUUUCUUUUUUAAAUUAGAACACUCGAGAAUAAAAAAAUACUAAAAUAUCUUAAAUGCUAGGUGCCUUCUUCUACGUGUACUUUCAACGUAUAGAAAUAUUUUCUGAUAACAUCUUUUCAUUCGAUUCAAUUUACGUAAUAAGACAAUAUAUAGAGUUUGAUUUUUUUUUUUUAUUCUUACUGGAUAUACAUAACUAUAAUAUGUGUGUUUUAUUACGUAUCUAGUUUUACAAUAGAAGAAUCGUAUCAUUGUCGAUUACAAGAAGAAAUGAUAAAACAAUGCACCAUAAUUCUAUGUUUAAAAAAAAAUACGAUACUUUGAUUUAUCGCGUUCGUUUGCAUUAAUAAUAAACAACGAAUUCUCGAUUAAGUAUAAAUUCAUUAGUAUACAUGUUGAAAGUCACUAUGCGUGAAUCGUACGAUGCACAAUCGUAUUUGUUCUUAUUAUCAGUAUAUCAAAGUUUGUUCACGAAUUCAUUGGAAUAUCGUAACGUAUAAUAAGAUAUAGAUAUUAUAUAAUAUACUGGUUGGCUCAGUUUUUUUUCCCGUAAAAUUUAGUCAACAUAUUGUAUAUGAAAAAAAUAUGGUGUAGACUCUGCAAGUCAACAACACAAGUUAAAAUUUAUUGGCGUGAUAAAUCUGUUUCUGAAUCUGGGGGCCAAGGAAUUGGUCCUUCGAUUGAUUUAUUUAUUGUUUGGGAUAAUGAUCAUUUAAUUAUUGCCAUAUAGGGGUACCACAUAAUGCAAUAAAUAUUUUAAAUGUUCUGGCUGCAAUUCGUUUAAUAGAAAAUCUAAAAAAAACUAUGAACCUGUGAGCUCUGAAUAUAUUAUUGUUGCAUGUUCCAAUAAAUCUUGACUAUGUGUUCUUAUGUUGUAUCGACGAAACACCAUAUGAUAUUUAUCCGAUAUCGUUCAUAUGGAUAUUUUUGUUAGAAUUGUUUAAUUAUGCAUUUAAGAGCUCAUGUUUGGAUAACGUCGUUUUCUUAUAUUUUUAUUUAUAAAAUAUUUUGGUAAAAUGUUUGUUACGGAAAAUAACUGGGACACACCCUUUAAAUCUUGAUUUUUUAAUAAAUACAUGAUUCUCUCCAGACUGUAUUUUAAGUAUAUAGUAAUAUUUGUAAUUUAUAUUUCUCUACUAUGAUGUGCAAUUUAUUUAAAGUAUGGCAUAUUAAUUAGGCUUGAUUAGUAUAAGAUUAGUAAAUACGUCUGUGAAAUUGUAUUGAAAAUUUAAUCUAGAUGUAAAUGAUUCUCGAUCUAUGAAUAUUUAGAAGAAAAUCUCUGGAGUACAUUAACACUGAAUAACAGUACAACGUGUAUUUGAAAUCUUAUUCUUUAUUUAGAAUUAGUAGUAGAACGUGGAGUCUGCAUAUGCCAAUGAUGCCUUAAUGUACCAAAGAUAUUGCACUAGAGGAAUAACGUUAAUUAUCUUUAAGCUAAUUGCAUAUAUA
Messenger RNA from Polistes canadensis, 3023 nucleotides. RefSeq lists its product as uncharacterized. The record is from RefSeq and is a predicted model, not a curated record. NCBI's taxonomy places the organism in Eukaryota, Metazoa, Arthropoda, Insecta, Hymenoptera, Vespidae. Bases 901 to 1416 code for a protein of 171 amino acids. The transcript has 4 exons.